Messenger RNA from Caenorhabditis sp. 36 PRJEB53466, 633 nucleotides. The record is from the annotation of a GenBank genome assembly. Lineage: Eukaryota; Metazoa; Nematoda; Chromadorea; Rhabditida; Rhabditidae.
AUGUCGCCUGUCCGACACUGCUUCCUGCUUAUUCUCGCACUUAUUCUCGUGGCUGGUGGCCACGCGUUCACUCUCUAUCGCGCCAACAAACCGAAUCAUCGAUCGGGAUCCGAUAGGUUAGUGGUGGAAAAGUUAGGCCAGAUCUAGUUGGGUGGCCUAGUUUUUCAUGUUUGGAGAAGCUAGGCCAUGUCGAAUAGUGUCUUAACUUGUCCCAAUUUGAAAAGUUAGUGUUGGGCCUAGUUUUUGUGGUCGGAGAAGCUAGGACUUUGUUAUCAUUUAGAAGACUAGUUGGUGGCCUAACUUUUUCUUGUUAGAAAUCUUAGGCCAUGUCCAGAGAUGGCCGAACUUCCUCCCUAGGCCAGCCCAGUUUUCUCAAUUCAACAAUAACAAGAGUUUUGUAGUGCGUCGGCGGAUGUCUCUGUUCUUUGUGAUCAUCCUUUGUUCUCAACACCAUAGAACAUUCACAUCAACUAUUAUCGGUUCACUUUCUAAUUGCAUUUCAGCCGUAACAAAUCCGAGAAUGUCGAUCUCGACGAGACGGACAACGGAUCGUUCGAUCGGCUCAAAAACGUGCUCAGCAACCUGAAUCCCUCCGUCGGACUCAUGCACGCGGUCCGAUUGUAUCGAGAAUAA